Messenger RNA from Racocetra persica, 1156 nucleotides. NCBI's taxonomy places the organism in Eukaryota, Fungi, Glomeromycota, Glomeromycetes, Diversisporales, Gigasporaceae. The record is from the annotation of a GenBank genome assembly.
AUGAAUAAAAUCAAUGAUACCUAUCAAUGCGCUCAAUGUAAGAGGGAUUUUUCGGCUCAAGAUGUUUAUCGAAUUGGAAUAAAAAAUAAGCAAUUUUUUUGCCGCGAAAUACACGGAUAUGAAAUUAAAUCAGAGGAGGGAAAACUAACCGAAACCAUUGACUAUUACGACUAUAGGGGAGAGAAACAUCAUAAGUAUUACUUAAUUUGUCCGGAGGAACUUCAUGGAGUAUACCAUCGCGACCCAAAAACCGGAAAAGAAAUAUUUAAUCUAGACUGCUACAAAUUGGUUCCACCCGGACAAAGAUAUUGCGGCGACGAUAGUUGCGUUUACUAUACUGCGGUUUAUAAUGGCACCAAUUCUGAGGAAAAGAAAAAAAUAAGACAAAAUUUAGCCGAAAAACGAGCCAAAUUAAAAAAGGAAGAGGAACAUUUAGAAAGUUUGGGAUUACAACGACAAAGAUGCUGGCUUGAAAGAUUAGACCAAAAUAGCAUUUUUGUGCGAAAGAAUGAUAAUAAUAAUUCCCAUGUGCUCCAAGCAAAAGUGGAAAUAAAAAAAGAAAUAGACAAAAAAGAAUCUUUGUUGGAACAAGCCAAAAUAGAUGGUGAUAACGAGGCAGCGGCCAAAUUAGAGCAGCAACUUCAAGAGUUAAACGAACAACAAAAAAAUAACUCUACUACUGAAAAUUCAGAAAAUCCCAAUGAGAAUAAGAUAAUCGCUUAUUCAAUUAUCGGACUUUCACUGAUGACUUUUAUUGGACUGAUUAUUGAUCUAUCAAUACGUAAUUAUCUAUACUCGCUCCUUCCGGAUAUCGUUCGAUUAGAAACUUAUUACACUAAAAACAGCAUUCUUAUUCGCCCUCACCUAACGGAAGCCGAAAUUAUCCUAUUACUAGACAAAAAUAAUUCUAGACUGGAAACAGUGCUAAAAGGUAUUUAUAAAAUAGUUAAUGAUGAAAAAAUUUCUGUCAAAGUAGAUCUGAAAAAAGUAAAAAAAAUUUACGCACACGCCCAGUCAAUCGCUAAUUUAAUUUCUGGUCAACUAAAAAAAUGGAUUCCGGUGAAACAAAUUUUAAAAAAUGUGUUAGCCAAAGUAGAGUAUGAACCAGAAAUUAAGGGUGGGGGUGUCGAAAUGAAAGGUAUUUUAAACAAUACUG